Trichophyton benhamiae CBS 112371 is the source of this 1683-nucleotide messenger RNA. RefSeq lists its product as uncharacterized. NCBI's taxonomy places the organism in Eukaryota, Fungi, Ascomycota, Eurotiomycetes, Onygenales, Arthrodermataceae. The record is from RefSeq and is a predicted model, not a curated record. Bases 1 to 1683 code for a protein of 560 amino acids. The transcript has a single exon.
AUGGACCGCAUUUCACUUCUUCCACCUGAAAUUCGCAGCAUGAUCGCCGAAGAGUGCGACUCAAGGACCCUACGCUCCCUUUCAUUAGUGUCAACAGCCUUUCGUGACCCAGCCCAGAGCGCGCUCUUCCGUUCGAUAGAUCGAUUGUUCGAGAGGCAGGCAGAUGUGAGAGCUCUAGGAAGGCCUGGAGCAAUUAACCGAUACAGAACUUCCUGGAUUCACCUACUCCUUCGUACGAUCUUUGAAUGCCCACGGUUCGCCAGCUACGUCAGACAUGUUCAUAUUUCAGUUGACGAAAGUUGGAUCCCCGUUCCAUUCUACGACAACAGAAAGGAGAACCUCAUCCAAAGCCCUAAAAGAGUUGUACCCCCUGAAUUCAAAGAGCUAGGUCUCAAGCGCAAGGACGAAAAGCCCUUCCUUCUAGAGAGUAAGACAUGGGACAAGACCUGGGUUGCGGCUCUCUCCCAAGGCAACGACGAAGCAAUGCUGGCCGUGGCUCUAUCUCAGUUUGACCUUCUUACAUGGAUAGAUAUAGCGCCAGAAUUGUUCUACUACUCCGAAUUCAUAGCUCCCAUGUUGGCCUGCCUGUCUUCACACAUUCCCGAGUUCAACCAUUUCCCUAUGCUUCAACAUGUGUCACUUUGCAGACGGGAAAAUCACCAUCACUCCGGAGAGUUAGGAUUGCGUUUUGGAAAAUUCUCAAUCAUGCGAUAUCAUAAUAUCAGGACACUCGAGUUGAGUGCUCACGACAGCCAUAUGAAAAUCAUGCGAAAGGAUCUUCUUAAUACACACCCGUACCUUACCACCCUCCGUCUCAAGUUCUGCGAUUUAACCAUCUCCACGGUCGGGGAUAUCCUGGACCAUACACCAGCCUUGAAGGUUUUCGAGUGCUGCUUGCUCCGUGAAUACUCGUCCUAUACUCGUCAGGCCUACAACCACCAGUCGAUGAAGCUUUCCGAGCUUGACUUUGGACAGUUGGCUGCAGACCUUGAGAAAGUCGCCAGUACCUUAGAGAAGCUUACCAUAGGCGUUGUCUGGAGUAGCGUGGGAUUUUAUGCGUACGAACAAGAGCCCAGUUGGUUCCGCGGCAUCCCAGUGUACUCGCUCAGACACUUGGAGCACGUCUCGCACCUACAGAUACCCGUGGAAAUAUUGAUGGGCUUGCGUCCGUGGACUGGUCCCUUGCUUUCCCAGACCCUCCCACCGAACGUAGAGUCCCUAGUUCUGGUAGAUACGCUUCCGUACCCUUACCGUGAGGAUUACUUAGAGAAUUACAGCGCAAUGCCCAUCAUGCACCAAUUAGAGGUCUACCUCGCAGAAGACCCUCCCCGGAAGCUGCGGAAAGUGACAGUGAACGUCUAUAUUAAACUGGAGUUCUGUUUCUUCCACAGCUGUGAGCAAGAAGUACGGAGAUAUAUUGACCUUGACGAAGUCCGAUUGCUAGGCGUGUCUCUGGGCAAUCGUGGUGUCAGCCUGGAGAUCUGCUUUCUCUGGACGGAAUAUGACGAGGCGACCCCCUUAUGGAAAGGCACCUGGGGCCCCGGCACGGAAAUUGAGCUCUCCGACCUCAGCCUUCAUUUUGCUCCUGUAAGCACACCUGAAGGGGAAACAGAAACAGAAUCGGAAGAAGAAGAUGAUGAUUAUGAAGAUAGUGGUGAAGAAGAAGAACAGAGUGACACCUGA